This is a messenger RNA of Olea europaea var. sylvestris, 905 nucleotides long. Its product is annotated as LIM domain-containing protein PLIM2c-like. The coding region runs from base 96 to 734 and encodes 212 amino acids. Gene Ontology annotation, cellular component: plasma membrane; actin cytoskeleton. Lineage: Eukaryota; Viridiplantae; Streptophyta; Magnoliopsida; Lamiales; Oleaceae. Gene Ontology annotation, biological process: actin filament bundle assembly. The transcript is spliced from 5 exons. The record is from RefSeq and is a predicted model, not a curated record. Gene Ontology annotation, molecular function: actin filament binding.
UUUUUCUUCUCGAAUUUGUGGGCUAAAUUCAUUUGAUUUUUUCCACCUGCAGAAGCUUUCUUGAUAUUCAGAAAAAGAAAAAGAAAAAGAAAAAGAUGUCAACAUUCACAGGAACUUUAGAUAAAUGCAAGGGUUGUGACAAGACUGUUUAUUUUGUUGAUUUGUUAUCUGCAGAUGGAGCAACUUUUCAUAAAUCUUGCUUCAAAUGCAGCCAUUGUAAAGGCACCCUUGUGAUGAGCAACUAUUCUUCCAUGGAUGGAGUACUUUACUGCAAGCCACAUUUUGAGCAACUUUUCAAAGAAUCUGGAAAUUUCAGCAAGAAUUUUCAGACUACAAAGCACGAAAGGGAAAAUUCAACGACAAAAGCACCAAACAAGCUCUCCGCCAUGUUCAGCGGAACCCAAGACAAAUGUUCUGCGUGUAACAAAACUGUGUACCCACUAGAGAAGGUGACAAUGGAGGAAGAAUCAUACCACAAAUCGUGCUUCAGGUGUGCCCAUGGAGGGUGUCCCCUCACUCAUUCAUCAUAUGCUGCUCUUGAUGGAAUUCUAUACUGCAAAGUCCAUUUGCAGCAGCUCUUCAUGGAGAAAGGAAACUACCAGCAUGUAAAGGAUGCCACUCAUAAGAAGGGUGCUGGAGAGGAACGGGAUGACACCCCGACCAAGGCCGAGGAAGCGGAGGCGGACGAGCAGCCGAAGGAGGAGGCAGACCCUGAGACACAAGAACAAUCCUAAAUACACACAAAAACACAUUAUAUUGGUUUGUUUCAAAAUUCUUGCUAUUGUUAGUUUUUAACUUUAGGUUUUCUGAUUAAUUCUUGACAGAUUAAAAAUUUUACAAAGUGGACUUUGUAAGCAUUUAGGAGGUUAUAUAAUUUGUUUCUACAAAAACCUUGUACAAUUUUG